Messenger RNA from Rotaria sp. Silwood1, 1023 nucleotides. The record is from the annotation of a GenBank genome assembly. Lineage: Eukaryota; Metazoa; Rotifera; Eurotatoria; Philodinida; Philodinidae.
AUGGAACGAAAAUAUGGCCAUGAAUCAUUAGCAUUGGUACAAACUCCAUCAACAACACAACGUAGAUUUCGUUCAUUACAAUUUAUUAGUAAAUAUAAAGGAAGUGAAUAUCGAUGUUUAUUUCAUUUUGGUUUAACAAGUCUUGUUCGACAUAUUAAUGAUAAUGAAUUGAAAAAUCUAUUAUUUUCAUUUGUAUCAGCAAUUAAUCUUGCAUCUUCGAAUUAUGUAACAGUUGAAACUAUUGAAAUUGUUGAAAAAUUAUUAAAUUAUUUCGUUCAACGUUUUCAACAAAUAUUUGGUAUACGUCAUAUGAGUUCUAAUAUUCAUUCUUUAUUACAUGUACAUCAAGGUUUAAGUGUAAUGGGUCUAUUAUGGUUUUAUUCAACAUUUUCAUUUGAAGGUAUUGAUAAAGAUUUGGUUAGCACAGUUCAUGGUACAACUGAAUUUGCUAAACAACUUAUUCGACAACACAUUUUAUAUCGUGAUUCUCUAGUUCUUCAUAAACAUGAAUCUUAUCCAUUGAUAUUGUUUACAUUCAAUGAAGAAUUACUUGAUCGAAAACAAUCAAAUAUUCAUUAUAAAAAUUUUGUUGACUCAUGUUUUUUAUCUAAUCCAGUAUCUAAAGAUUUAUAUGAUACAAGUGAAAAUGGUAUAGCCACACGUGUACAAUCACUAUUUAAUGAUGGUUUAAUUUUCUAUCAUUCUUUGAUAAUAUCAGGUGUUUUAAUAAAGACUACUGUAACUGCUUACAGAAAAUUAGUUGCUGACAGUUGUAUCUCAUUCAGUUUUGCCGAUGAUCAAGUAAAAUAUGGUCUUAUUCGAGCAAUUGUUCAAUCAAAAAAAAACACCGUUCGUCUUUUCAUCGAAGAACUUGUGGAAAUUAAACCUGGAGCAUCAAAAAUUAAGUUUAAUAUUUCUAAUGAUCAAUAUCAAAUACCUUAUAUUUUACAAUUAAAACCAUCAAAAAUUUUCCAUCUGAAGCAUCCAAAAUUUAUUUUGAAAAAAAAACGCUUGUAUAUGUGA